AUGUCUGAGGGUGAACGCUGCGUGGUGAUGACAACAAGGAGGUACCGUGACAGGAACGACACUCUCAUUGAGUUCCUGAAGGAUCGCCGGGAGCAAGAACAUCUCAUGACCAUACUGGAGCAGCGCUUACAGAAAUUGAAGAGUUUGAUAGAAUGUGAAGAUGAGCUACUCAAGGAGGCAAAGAAGGCCAAGGAAUUAAUCUGGAACUUCGAUAUUUCUCCAAAGGAACAAGAUGCUGAUCAGAAUAUCAAAAAAGCAGAGAAAGAGAGGAAAGAGGUGCACAAGAAAGAGGUUGAUUUGGAGAUGCUGAAGGAAGAGCACGCUCAACUGCAGCACAGAAAACAGGAGCUCGUUCAUCACAUGCACAGAGACGCAGUGUAUCGGGACUUCAUGAAACAGGUGUUAAAACGAACACGGUUUGAAGAUGAAGCAUCUCUGGCAGGUCACCUAGAGAAUCUUCUCCGCAUCAGAGAACAGCUCUGUGAGAAGCGGAGGUUAGCCGAGGAGCAGGUGGACCUGCAGAGGAAAGCCCUGCUGACCUUUAACAGCCAGCAUCGCUUGAUGCUUCUGCAGCGCAGUAACCAGCUGGCACAGUUGCACCACAAACUGGACAGGGCACAGCCGGAAGUGGAACGCUGGUUUUCUCCUCUCUUUAUACAGGAGACAAAGUGGAAACACAUUCAGGGCACCGCAGCCAAGAAGACACUCCUGCUGGGCCUGAUCAAGAUGGCGGCACUCAACCUCUAUGAAGUGACGGGCGGUCAUGUGGAUGGCGAGAAAGGCGUCCAUCUGGGUGACACCGACACACAACUGGACAAGAUCAAGAUGUUCAUCCAGGACCACAAGGACAUUGUCAAACAACAUCAAAGUAGCGCACAAAGACAUGAUGAAGAAAAGAUCAAUGUUCCAUGAACAAAACAUUAAAGGACUUUAUUUGAUUUGGAUCUAAAAUGUGAAUACAGUAUUCAUGUUUUAAGAUCUUAGUGAAUGACUUGCUGUACAUG
Molecule: messenger RNA, 1004 nt
Organism: Syngnathus typhle (broad-nosed pipefish)
Lineage: Eukaryota; Metazoa; Chordata; Actinopteri; Syngnathiformes; Syngnathidae
Product: coiled-coil domain-containing protein 42 like-2-like
Exons: 6
Coding region: 1-912 (303 amino acids)
Source: RefSeq, a predicted model, not a curated record